GGAGUUAUCAACGGUAGUGUGGGGGGAAAGCAGCAACAGCCAAAAAGAAAAAACACACUCUCCGUUCUUCUUAGUUUCUGCCGCGUACACGCACACGCACGCAAUGGCCUCCACCAAAGAAGUGCUAGACACCCUCCCCAGUGAGGAGGAGCUCACGGCGAAGUGUCUCGAGCUCGGCCUUGUGAUGCGUCAGUCUCCCUCCUUCAGCAUUACGCAUCCUGCCGUGGCUCUCCACCCGAUGCCUAUGAGGACGGAGGUGCUCGAGCAGCUCUACGACCGCCAGCUGCUGUGGAACGAGGCGAUCAACCGCACCGCCCGCAACUUUCAGUUUCUGCGUGACUCCAUGCGAUCGACGGCCGACAGCGACCGCGAUUUCACUGGCCGGCUCGUUACCAUGCUGGAGAACGUGUACCUGACCGCGCCGCCGGGGGCCAGUGGACCCGUGUUCCAGCCGCUCAUGCUCGGCAUCUUCCGCACCGACUACAUGCGCUCCGUCGACCCGGAACCGACGGACGCGAAGGCUACUGCCGCCGCUGCUGCUGCUGCUGCUGCUGCCGUCGUCGUGUCCGCGGUGGACUCUGUCGAAAGCGAGACCGCCAGUCAGUGGAAGAACAUCGAGAUCAACACCAUCAGCUGCUCCUUUGCGGGUCUGUCGCCGCUGGUACAACGGUUUCAUCAUUAUUUGGACAAGUACCGUGCAGCGUGCAUGAGCUCCGCGGCGGCGGUCGACCCGGCCACGGCCUCGGCGGUGAUCGCCGCGGCCGCCUCGCGGCACGACGCCGUGCACACGUCGGAUCAUCAGCACAACUCUCUAACGCAGGUGCCGGCGGCGGUGGCGGCCGCCGUACACGCCUGGCAGCACGCCACCCCCCUCCCGAGCUUCUUGCGCCAGUACGAGCAGCGCACCGGUGUGGUGCUCAAGCCGAUCGUUCUCGUCAUUAUUCAAGAGGGCGAGCGCAACACGGCGGAUCAGUAUAAGCUGCUGUUGGAGCUGCUGGAGCGGCACGGUGUGCUGAGCAUCCGCCGCACCCUGACGCAAUUACACGAGUCCCUGCGGCUCGAGCACGCGACCAUCGGCGACCACAGCCGCGACCGCACCACCGCCAGUAAGCGCGCAGCGGAGCAGCCGAAGCCGCCCUUCGCGGUGGUCGAGAACACGUACGUGGUCGCCGUUGCGUACUUCCGUAGCACCUAUGUCCCGCAAGACUUUCCGAGCGAAGGCGCGUGGAAGACGCGGGCGUGGAUUGAGGAGUCGAACGCGGUCAAGUGCCCGAGCAUCCCAUACCACCUCAUGACCUUUAAGAAGAUGCAGCAGCUGAUGUCGAACAUCACGGAGGUGCUGACGCCGAUCUGCUUCGCCGGUGACCCGCACAAGGCCGACGCGUUGGCGCAGCACUUCGUUCCGCAGUACUCGCUGAACAAGGACGAGUACGCCCGCUCGUCGGAGCACAAGCAGAAGAACGACGCCGGCGUCGUGGUGGACGAUCCGGAGUACUGGAUUCAAGAUGCCGCGGCGCACCCGGAGAAGUACGUGCUGAAGCCGCAGCUGGAGGGUGGUGGCAACCUCAUCGCCGGCCCCGACAUGCAACGCAUGCUGCGCGAGACCAAGGCGGAGGACCCGCUCUUCUUGGAGAUUCGCCGGGAGUACAUUCUGAUGCGAAGGAUCCACCACCCGGUCAUCACCGGCAUCCUCUUUCGCCAGAACAAAAUCCACGUCCUGGAGAACAACAUCUGCUCGGAGCUCGGCAUCUACGGCGUUACCCUCUCGGCGGAGGCGGGCAGGUACCUCGUUAAUGAAGCGGCAGGCUGUGUCGUGCGGUCGAAGCCGGCAGACGUGGCGGACGGUGGUGUGAUGGCCGGCGUGGCCGCCCUCGAUAGCGUACUGCUGAUAGGCAGAAGUGGGCGCUGCGGAGGGGGCAGGUGCUGCGGCUACUGCUCGUGGUUGGGCCGCCCUCCCACGUUGGCCGCUGUUGUGGGUAGCAUCGGAGCUGCGGCGAGCGUGGCGGUGGCGGCGGCGGCGUGGGCGGCGCGGCAGCGACGGAGCCCGCAGUGA
Molecule: messenger RNA, 2053 nt
Organism: Leptomonas pyrrhocoris
Lineage: Eukaryota; Euglenozoa; Kinetoplastea; Trypanosomatida; Trypanosomatidae
Product: putative glutathione synthetase
Exons: 1
Coding region: 104-2053 (649 amino acids)
Biological process (GO): glutathione biosynthetic process
Cellular component (GO): cytosol
Molecular function (GO): ATP binding; glutathione synthase activity; glutathione binding
Source: RefSeq, a predicted model, not a curated record